Molecule: messenger RNA, 183 nt
Organism: Anisakis simplex (herring worm)
Lineage: Eukaryota; Metazoa; Nematoda; Chromadorea; Rhabditida; Anisakidae
Source: the annotation of a GenBank genome assembly
AUGCUGGGCUUUGAGGAUGUGAUUGAUCUGUUCAGAGGGCGUGAGUUCGAUUCGAUUGAUCUGUUCAGAGGGCGUGAGUUCGAUUCGAUUGAUCUGUUCAGAGGGCGUGAGUUCGAUUCGAUUGAUCUGUUCAGAGGGCGUGAGUUCGAUUCGAUUCAGAACACUUCAGUGCAAAAUCUUUGA